Messenger RNA from Eurytemora carolleeae, 3100 nucleotides. It is a transcript of the gene ERp44, whose product is annotated as endoplasmic reticulum resident protein 44. The transcript is spliced from 8 exons. The record is from RefSeq and is a predicted model, not a curated record. Bases 12 to 1280 code for a protein of 422 amino acids. NCBI's taxonomy places the organism in Eukaryota, Metazoa, Arthropoda, Copepoda, Calanoida, Temoridae.
AGAAGUGGUUGAUGAUGGUAAAAUCCGGAGCUAUAGUUCCAGCCUUUCUUCUUCUCCUCUCCUUCUUGGAUCCCUGCGACAGCGGUGCCGUCCAGCUCGACACCAGUAACAUCGACAAGGUUCUCGAGGACUAUGAGUUCGUCUUCAUCAACUUCUACGCGGACUGGUGCAGGUUUUCUAACAUGCUUUCUCCUAUCUGGGAUGAGGGAGCGGAGAAGAUCAGCUCCGAGCUUGCAGGUCAAUCCGUCCUAGUCGGGAAGAUUGAUUGCGACGCGCAAUCUAGCCUCGGUACCAGGUUCCAUAUUACUAAAUACCCAACUAUCAAAUACGUUGUCAAUGGUCAACUGGCCAAGAAGGAAUACCGAGGGCAAAGGUCUGCUCAGGCCUUCUUGGACUUUGUCGUGGAACAGACGAAGAACCCUGUUGAUGAGUUUGAGGAUCUCCAGGUGCUGAACAAACUAGAAGAGAAGGCCCAGUAUGUUAUUGGAUACUUUGAGAAGAAGGAAUCUGCAGAAUAUUCUACGUAUAAAAAAGUUGCCACUAAACUAAAGGAUGAUUGUAAGUUUAUGGCCGGAUUUGGAGAAUCUGUUGAGAAAAUGCAUCCUCCUGGACAUGAUAUUGUGGCUUUCAGGCCAAGUAAGGCUCGAUCCAAUGAGGACGACGAAGCAUAUCUCGGCAGUCUAGUCAAUUUCGAGGAUUUCCAGAGUUGGGUUCAAGAGAAGUGUAAUCCUCUGGUUCGUGAGAUAACAUUUGAAAACGCUGAGGAACUGACCGAGGAAGGUUUACCCUUUCUUAUUCUAUUUCAUCAUCCUGAUGAUACAACUAGUAUCAAGGAGUACAAUGAUCUUGUGAAACGUGAACUGAUGUCUGAGAGACAGCAGGUCAACUUCCUGACCGCCGACGGUGUCAAGUUCGCCCAUCCACUCCAUCAUCUUGGGAAAUCAAAGGAAGAUCUUCCUUUGAUCGCCAUUGAUUCCUUCAGACAUAUGUACUUAUUCCCAAAAACAGAAGAAAUGAGAGUUCCGGGUAAAGUGAAGGAGUUCCUACAGGAUCUAUACAGCGGUAAACUACACAGAGAGUUCCACUACGGUCCUGAUGAGGAGGAGAAGGCGUCUGAUGACUCUGAGAACACUGUAGAUACUGGGAACCAUAUCCCUCGGGAGAAGGAUCACAAUGUAGUUCGGAGAAACGCCGGUAGAGCAACCGAUCCUCCAGAGAGUCAGUUCAAACAUCUCCGUCCCUCCGACAACAGAUAUACACUGCUUCAUGAUGAAUUCUAGGCGCUGCUGCAUACUUCCUUUCCUUUAUUCAUUUUCUUCCAGUUUUAGUUCUUCGUCCUAAAUGCUUAUUCAAAUUUAAGGACUAUUAUAAUGGUUAAGCACAUUGUUCAAAACCAGGUUUUUAAAAAGUUUUUAUAUAUAUCUUUUUUUAGCGGGUUUUAAAGGUAUAAUUUUUCUCCAAUGUAAAUAUUCACACACACACAUUUCAUGAUACUUCUAUACAAGGAUUUUAGGGGCGAACAUUUUUUUAUCCUUAGAAUUCGUUUGCACAUUAAUUGUUUUGAAGUCUUGUUCCGAGUGAUAAAGAUUGUAAGUCAUGUAUCAAUUUUCUUUUCUUUUCCAGCAUUUAUUUGAAAAUAUUCCUCGUUUUGGUCAAACUAAUUACAAACCAGGUUCCUUUAAUAUGUAUCUAUUAGGCUGACACACGAAAGGGGUGAAUAGAACUAUAUUUUUCUCUUUUAUAAAUAAAUCCCAAACUACUUUAUAAACAAAUAGACAAAACUAAUAGACUAAUAUUUGGGUUGCAUAGGUUCUAUGGGUGAUGCGGCCCAAUAUGAACAUGAUGUGCCAAAAUCUUAGGUUGAUCAGAGUAAUGCACCAGGUGGAAGUCGUUUUCUGUUUUUAGGGAAAACCUUUAUUUUUGAUGGAGGUCAAUGACCUCCGAGCACAAUUGGAGGCUGAAUGUAAAAUUUCAUCCUUUUAUCUAAAUUUUUAGAUUUGUUUUCUGAAACUUCUUCCACCUUCGUUCAUUGAGUUAGAGCGCAAAAAAAUCGUCACAUUUCUACACUUAAGGGUUGACAUCGCCCAAAUAACAUAUGAUAUAUGCACCUUUUGAUUUUCUUACAUUCACUUUUUCGUGUGUCACCCUAGUAUCUAUCUAUCACCAUAUAUGACAUUUCGACUCAUAACGUCGUCUUUGAUGUAUUCAGAGCUAGAGCGGAUUUAUCUCCUUUGGUUCAUUUAAAGGUUCUAAACUCUGAAUAGUUUUUACAUGUAUUACUUUGAUUUCACCCUCUUUACCCUUUUUACUCAUACCCGGUCUGGUUGCGUGGAUAAUGCUCUAUUUUUGAUAUUUCUUCUGAUUCAAGUUUAGAAAUACUUCUAAACUCUGUCUUCCUUUUCGUUGAUUUUAUAUAAUUGAUUACAGCAUUUAUAGUUCUAAAACUCUGUAGGUCGGAACUUUUAAAUGAGAUAGCGCUUAUAAUUAAAAAUUCUCAACUCAACAUCCAGAGUCGAAACUUUUGAUUUGAAAUGAUAAAGUGACUUCUGAUUCGUCGGCCAGUUAGAGCAGUGCAUAGGAUUCGGAUCCGCAACAUUAGGGGUUUCAGGAUACACGUAAGCCAAAAAUCUUUUUGCUCAUCUGUUGAAAAAUGAGAAAUUUAAAAAAAAAGCUCUUUUAAUUGUUCAUAAAUUUUUAGCAAAAAUAAAUUUUAAAAUUCUUUAUUUGUUAAAACAAAAUCAGUUAAAGAAAUGUUUGCUGCCUGGAUCUGGAUCCAGUUCUUUCAGGACAGAUCCCAAUUUGCUUCAAAAUGCAUUGGACCCUAUGCACUGCUUUAGAGAUAUUCAAAAUAAAUUAAUUUAUCCCGGCCCAUAUAUAAAUAUACGGAUUUGCCCUAUCUAAUAGGAUUACACAAGUUCCGACCACAGAGGAGAUUUUAAGAUGUAAUUAUCAUUUUUCAUUUAUUAUGAUUAAUCCCUGAAUUAAACCCUCUCUAGAAGACAUCUUAUUGUUAUUAGUGAAUUUAGACUUAGUAUUAGACAAUAGACAUUCCCUCACAGAUGAAUUCACUACAAUCGUAGAAUAUAAAUUUUGAUUAUUA